Myotis lucifugus (little brown bat) is the source of this 823-nucleotide messenger RNA. RefSeq names its product actin filament-associated protein 1-like. The annotation marks the transcript as partial. Gene Ontology annotation, cellular component: cytosol. The transcript has 6 exons. Lineage: Eukaryota; Metazoa; Chordata; Mammalia; Chiroptera; Vespertilionidae. Gene Ontology annotation, molecular function: SH3 domain binding; SH2 domain binding. The record is from RefSeq and is a predicted model, not a curated record.
AAACUGUCCUCGGAGAGACCAAGCUCGGACGGGGAGGGUGUCGUGGAGAAUGGAGUCGCCGUGUGUAACGGGAAAGAACAAGUCAAGAGGAAAAAAAGUUCCAAAUCAGAGGGCAAGGGGACUGUAUCUAAAGUCACUGGGAAGAAAAUCACCAAGAUCAUCGGUUUAGGAAAGAAAAAGCCGUCGACCGACGAGCAGACCUCCUCCGCCGAGGAGGACGUGCCCACCUGCGGCCACCUGAACGUGCUCUCCAACAACCGCUGGCGGGAGCGCUGGUGCAGGGUCAAGGACAACAAGCUCAUCCUGCACAAGGACAGGACCGACCUGAAGACCCACCUCGUGUCCAUCCCUCUCCGCGGCUGCGAGGUGAUCCCGGGGCUGGACUCCAGGCACCCGCUGACCUUCCGGCUGCUCCGCAACGGGCAGGAGGUGGCCGUGCUGGAGGCGGCGUCCUCAGAAGACAUGGGCCGCUGGAUCGGAGUCCUGCUGGCGGAGACGGGGUCCUCCACAGACCCCGGCGCCCUGCACUACGACUACAUCGACGUGGAGAUGUCGGCCAACAUCAUCCAAACGGCCAAGCAGACCUUCUGCUUCAUGAACAGACGUGUCAUCUCCACCAACCCCUACCUCGGGGGCACCCCCAACGGCUAUGCCCACCCCAGCGGGACGGCGCUGCACUACGACGACGCCCCCUGCGUGAACGGCUCGUUGAAGAGUAAAAAGCCCCCCCUCGCAUCCAGCGGGGCUGCAGGAAAAGGCAAGACCCUGAGCAGCCAGCCCAAGAAGGCCGAGCCGGCCGCCGGCGUGAGGCGCACGCCUUCCA